AUGUCUCAUCGCCGAAUAUUGUCGGUAAAUGACAUAAUAUCGCAUCUUGAAGACAACGAUGACGUAUUGUCAGCAGAUAUUUACAUAACACCCCCAGAUAAUUACGACAAAAGUGAUGAAGACAGUGGAGAUGAGGAGUCUUCGAACAUAAAUCACCUGUCCAGGCAGCAGCUCUUAGCACAGGCUGAGUUUAGGGCUACUGUAUCUUCACAGUCUAAUUUAGAUAUUAUAGAAAGCGUAUCAAAUGAAGUUUCUAUAGAUAAUAAUACACACGGCGACUUAUCAGUACAACCACCGGCAAAGAAAAAAAAAAAAUGUCCAGCUACCCGAAAGUGGAAGAAAGUAGAUAUUCCAGUGAAGACAGAGAAAACAUCAGAGCCACCACAUUUCUUAGAACACCUAGAUACUCCUGUUCACUUUUUUGAACUUUUUUUUGACGAAGACGUUUUUGAAUUGAUUCGCUCUGAAACCGAAAAAAAUGCUAUUCAAAAAGGUUACCACAAUUUCAAAGUUACAACUGAGGAAAUAAAACGAUUUAUAGGGAUUCUCUUGCUGUCUGGUUACAACAGUGUUGCUAGAUAUCGUAUGUACUGGGAGCAAAGUGUUGAUUGUAAUUUUCAAGGGGCAAGCACAGGAAAUACCCACCCAGAACUUGGUGUAGGUGCUUCUGUUGUUUUAGACCUCAUAUCCAAAUUGCCGCCCGGUACUUACAGCUUUUAUAUGGACAACUAUUUUACAUCUUUACCCUUGUUGGAUGAAAUAAAAACAUUAGGACACGAUGCGACGGGAACGGUUAGGGCAAAUAGGGUAGAAAAGGCACCCUUGAAAGAAGCGAAAGAUAUGAAGAAAAUGAGCAGAGGGUCUUUUGACCAGUGUACAGAUACUCUGACGAACAUCACCCUCGUACGUUACAAUGACAACAAUAUUGUUACCGUUGCCUCAACCGAAUGUGGUGUGGAGCCUUUAGCUAAGACUUUUCCUGAAAAUUCUUCUUCAGUAAAGAAGCCUAUUCCAAGAUCAUCUCUAGCAGUCAUAAAACGAGUUCCAGUUGAUAUUAGGUUAGAUGGAAAGGCACACCAUAUUAUCAAAAGUGAUAAACAAAACCGUUGUGGUUUAUGUCAUAAAAACACGACAAUGAAAUGUGGCAAAUGCAACGUCGCCCUACACCAAAAGUGUUCUCCUGCGUUUCAUACGAAAUAA
Messenger RNA from Danaus chrysippus (African queen), 1200 nucleotides. NCBI's taxonomy places the organism in Eukaryota, Metazoa, Arthropoda, Insecta, Lepidoptera, Nymphalidae. The record is from the annotation of a GenBank genome assembly.